Messenger RNA from Pteropus alecto (black flying fox), 1564 nucleotides. RefSeq names its product hematopoietically expressed homeobox (gene HHEX). Lineage: Eukaryota; Metazoa; Chordata; Mammalia; Chiroptera; Pteropodidae. The record is from RefSeq and is a predicted model, not a curated record. Gene Ontology annotation, molecular function: RNA polymerase II cis-regulatory region sequence-specific DNA binding; DNA-binding transcription factor activity, RNA polymerase II-specific. The annotation marks the transcript as partial. Gene Ontology annotation, biological process: regulation of transcription by RNA polymerase II; cell differentiation. The transcript is spliced from 4 exons.
AACUCCUCCUUCACCAGCCUCGUGUCCUCUUACCGGACCCCGGUGUACGAGCCCACGCCGAUCCACCCCGCCUUCUCUCACCACUCCGCCGCCGCGCUGGCCGCCGCCUACGGACCCGGCGGCUUCGGGGGCCCUCUGUACCCCUUUCCGCGGACGGUGAACGACUACACGCACGCUCUACUCCGCCACGACCCUCUGGGCAAACCCCUGCUCUGGAGUCCGUUCUUACAGAGGCCUCUGCAUAAAAGGAAAGGCGGCCAGGUGAGGUUUUCGAACGACCAGACUAUCGAGCUGGAGAAGAAGUUUGAGACCCAGAAAUACCUCUCCCCACCAGAGAGGAAGCGUCUGGCCAAGAUGCUACAGCUUAGCGAGAGACAGGUCAAAACUUGGUUUCAGAAUCGUCGCGCUAAAUGGCGAAGACUAAAACAGGAGAACCCUCAAAGCAAUAAAAAGGAAGAACUGGAAAGUUUGGAUGAUCCCUGUGACCAGAGGCAAGACUUGUCCAGUGAACAGAAUAAAGGUGCUUUGGAUAAUUCUCAAUGUUCGCCUUCCCCUGCCUCUCAGGAAGAUCUUGAAUCAGAGAUUUCAGAGGAUUCUGAUCAGGAAGUGGACAUUGAGGGUGAUAAAGGCUUUUUUAAUGCUGGAUGAUGACCACUGACAUUGGUGUGGUCAGAAAACUGGAUUUGGGAAUAAUAUUUGCAAUGGAAAAUCUCCAUAGGUGAACUGGAAAACUAUAUGAGAAAGGGAAUCAGUUGUCUGGUAUUUGAAACUUAAUGUAUUUGGUGCACUGGCUAAAUAACAAGUUCACAUUGGAACCUUAAUUUCGAUUUUAAGAAAUAGUUAAUGUGUUGAUUUUAGAUUGUACAUUAAAUGGACUCUUCACUGAUUAAAUUCAUCCCCUUUUUAAAAAAGUAAUUUUUUUCUAUUUAUAAAAAGUAAUUUUGAACUUUUUUGUUAAAUUUUUAAGUUAUAACUUUAAUAUUUUAAUAGGAUUGUCUUGAAUAAUUUUUCUGUAAUCUAUCUUCAUCACUUAAUGGAAAAGCAGAGGGCACCCCAAAUCCAGAGGUGCUCCUUGAAAAGGAGGUCUACAUUUCAGGCAGCCUUGGAAUAUUUUAGUAUAUGUUCUGCCGAAGUGAACACAGCCUUGGAAUAUUUUAAAAGGAAACAUUCUAGACUUUUACAUUACGUUCCUAUAUUGCUGCCUUGAAUCUAAAAGCAGCUCAGAGCUGUUGUCUCUGGGAUGUGUGUGUUCUUUUGGUCAGAAAGUUGAUAAUCUUAAAUGCUUGUUUUGCACUAUCACUUAGUACCUGUUUGACUAGGGUGUUAAGGAUAGCAUUGGCCAAUUCAAGCAGAAACUGACUCAUUGGUGAUUAAAAAUAAUCACGAUGAAUUAGAAGUAGCAGAUUAAGUAAAUGUAAGUAGAUUGUAGAUAUUGUGUUUUAUAUCGAUGUUUAUAAUGUGUAUAUAUAAUUGUUCACUGUAAAAAAAAAAUGGCCAAAAUGGUGUUUUUUUCUAAUGAGUAACUUUCCUAUAAAAUAAAUCCGUCGGUUGGACGACUGACCUC